AGGGACACAAGUAGACGACCAACUCGAACUACGGAAGUUCAAAACUCAAACUCAAACAACAACAGCAAACUAUCUCCACUUCCUAAACUCUGCGAACAAAAAUUAAAAACCAAAAUACAAUUCAGAUUCAGAGAAAUUCAUUUAUUUAUUUAUGGUGAUGAAUCAGAGCCGUUGAUUAUGAAUCUCUCUCUCUCUUCCUCCACUUCUUUAUCGACCUCAUCAACCACAUCGUCGUCUUCGUCUUCUUCAUCUUCGACGUCGUGGUUCUCUGGCAUUGUCAGAGGCCGCUCCGGCUCCGCCAAGAUGAGCACCAACUCCUCCGCCGCCGCCGGCUUUGGUGACAGUGUUUCUCCGAUUGUAAAGAAGAAUCACUGGCGUGGUGUGCUCUUCAAGUACGGUCCCAAGCCUAUUCAGGUUGCAUUUAAAACAGGUGAUUAUAAACAACAAGUAAUUUUUAUUGGUGGAUUAACUGAUGGCUUUCUGGCCACAGAAUACUUGGAACCUCUUGCAACUGCAUUGGAGAAAGAGAAAUGGUCACUUGUUCAACUACUUUUAUCAUCCUCAUAUAGUGGAUAUGGCACCUCCAACUUGAAACAGGAUGCAAUGGAGCUUGAUCAGCUGAUCAGUCAUUUAAUCAACAAAGAAGAUUCUGAAGGUGUGGUACUACUGGGGCAUAGUACUGGUUGUCAGGAUAUUGUGCAUUAUAUGCGUACAAAUGCUGCAUGCUCCAGAGCAGUCCGUGCUGCCAUUUUGCAGGCUCCAGUCAGUGAUCGGGAAUAUAGAGCGACCCUUCCAGAAACAGCUGCUAUGAUUGACUUGGCUUCUACCAUGAUAAGCGAAGGCAGGGGUUCAGAAUUAAUGCCAACGGAAGCAGACUCAGGAUCCCCAAUAACUGCUUCUAGGUAUCACUCCCUCUGUGCAUAUAUGGGGGAUGAUGACAUGUUCAGCUCUGACCUUAGUGAUGACCAGCUGAGAAUGCGACUUGGCCACAUGUCUAACACACCUUGCCAGGUUAUCUUUUCCAUGGCUGAUGAAUAUGUGCCAGAGUAUGUGGACAAGAAAGCAUUGGUUGAAAGAUUGUGCAGAGCACUGGGUGGUGCAGAGAAAGUUGAAAUUGAAUAUGGGAAUCACUCCCUGUCUAACAGAGUUAGCGAAGCUGUCCAGGCCAUAAUCGACUUUGUUAAAAGAGAGGGGCCUAGUGGGUGGGAUGACCCAUGGCACUAGUGUGGUGCCUUUUAAUCCUCUUCAUGAUCUUCAUUUUCUUUUUUACCCUGUCUAUUAUAAUUUUCUUUUAUUUUCCACUUUCGGUUGAGCCUCGGCUUUGUUUUUCUGUAUAUUAGAGGGUGGGGAAUUUUUAAUUAAUCCUAUUUAUUGAAGGUAUGAUAUUAGUUUGCUUUAUUGAACUUUAGUUAAAAGAGAGAACUUAGUGUUGGAAUUAAUUUAUUAGGGAAAAUUUUGAAUU
This is a messenger RNA of Quercus lobata, 1462 nucleotides long. Its product is annotated as alpha/beta-Hydrolases superfamily protein. Lineage: Eukaryota; Viridiplantae; Streptophyta; Magnoliopsida; Fagales; Fagaceae. The record is from RefSeq and is a predicted model, not a curated record. The transcript has 9 exons. The coding region runs from base 178 to 1224 and encodes 348 amino acids.